AUGGAGUUGCGGCACUCGGCUUCCCCAACCAUUGCAAUCAUCGGCGCUGGUAUUGCCGGCUUAGCUCUUGCUAUCGGCCUCGUAAAGCGCGAUGUUCCAGUCACCAUCUACGAAGCCGCAGACCAAUUCUCCACGGUUGGUGCCGGUAUCGGUUUAGGCCCGAACUCCCUGGACGCCAUGGACGCGAUUGAUCCGAGGUUUGGCGAGAGAUACGAGGAGGUGAAGACACAAAACGAGAAACCAGACUUCAAGCACAGCAUCUUUGACGUAUUGUACGCCGAGGAAGGUUUUGGCGAAAAGCGGGGGUGGAAACGCGGUCUCAUCGGCGCCCCUUACUUCACGCGAAGUGGUGCACACCGCCGCGACCUGUUGGAUAUUAUGGAAAGUUUGGUCCCUAAAGGAAUCGUCAAGUUUGGAAAGCGCGCGUACUCAGUCGAGCAAGUGGGUAAUAAGGUCUUGAUGAGAUUUCAGGAUGGUACGGUAGAGACAGCCGAUGCGGUUGUGGGCUGCGAUGGUGUUAAAGGUAUUACGCGCCGGACCGUCUUGGGGAAUAUCGCACCCGAAGAAAUUCCACCUACGUUUUACGGUAUGUACAUGUAUAGGGGAAUAAUACCGAUACGAGAGGCGAAGGAGAUCUUAGGGACCCACGCCGGCGACGCGAAGUUUUUCAUGGCCAUGGGAAAAGCUGUGGUGGUCUAUCCUAUUUCGCAGGGCAAAGAAGAGAAUUUCGGGUUCAUGAUUUCGAAACCUGACCCCUGGAUGGACGGGGACGCUGCUGUGCCUUGCACGAAAGAGGAGAUGCUUGAAGAUCUGGAAGGAUUUGACCAUAGGCUACUAAAGCUACUAGACUACGCCAUACCUCUGAGAUGGCCGAUGUGGCAUCACCCACAGACAACCACAUUCUAUAAUGGACGAGUAUGCUUGUUGGGCGAUGUUGCGCACGCUUCCAGUCCUCAUCAGGCCGCCGGCGCUGGCCAGGGGUUGGAAGAUGCUGCCGUCCUCUCUCACCUACUCACUCUUGUCAAGACCUCCGAUGAAAUCGAAACAGCCUUCCGAGUCUACGACGCGGUCAGACGGCCGCGUGCGCAAAAAGUUGUCCUUACGAGCGCCGAAGCAGGACUGAUUUACACAUGGCGAGGACCGACUACCGGAAGCGAUAUGCACAAGAUUGUCGAAAACGCGAAUAGACGCAUGCCUUGGAUAUGGCUGCAUGACCUCGAUGCGGAUAUCAAGACGGCCGACGAUAGCUUCUAUAAAUUAGUACGAAAGCAGCAGGACUUAUUACACGUACAGGAUGGUGAUCCAUCCAAGGCUGGGAGAAUAAUGAGAGGCGAUGGGUUAGGAGCUUCAGGUCCCAUUGGGUAUCCCACGCACUGGGUAACUAUCGAAGUACCUUUGCCGGUACAGAUGCGCGAGUGCGGCACAGAUCGCUCAACUCAGUUCAAAAUUUGUGACAAAAUUGCCCUGCAAUCUUAG
Messenger RNA from Daldinia caldariorum, 1476 nucleotides. RefSeq names its product FAD/NAD(P)-binding domain-containing protein. Gene Ontology annotation, biological process: secondary metabolite biosynthetic process. The transcript has 3 exons. Bases 1 to 1476 code for a protein of 491 amino acids. Gene Ontology annotation, molecular function: FAD binding. The record is from RefSeq and is a predicted model, not a curated record. NCBI's taxonomy places the organism in Eukaryota, Fungi, Ascomycota, Sordariomycetes, Xylariales, Hypoxylaceae.